AUGACCGGAAAUACCUGUGCUGUCUCACAUCAAUUGCCGCUGACUGUCUGUCCACUGCCGGAAAGGUACACCGACUGUACGGCCGAUGAGUACAAGACUAUGAGCCAUAUCAUGGAUGAGGUCAUAGCCGUGUCCGACACCCAUUUCUGUAAGGCCUACCCAUAUGUUCACGGAUUACAAACUUGCAACAAAUAA
Molecule: messenger RNA, 195 nt
Organism: Oppiella nova
Lineage: Eukaryota; Metazoa; Arthropoda; Arachnida; Sarcoptiformes; Oppiidae
Source: the annotation of a GenBank genome assembly